Messenger RNA from Chanos chanos (milkfish), 2865 nucleotides. RefSeq names its product solute carrier family 41 member 2b (gene slc41a2b). Lineage: Eukaryota; Metazoa; Chordata; Actinopteri; Gonorynchiformes; Chanidae. The record is from RefSeq and is a predicted model, not a curated record. Gene Ontology annotation, cellular component: plasma membrane. Bases 172 to 1854 code for a protein of 560 amino acids. The transcript is spliced from 11 exons. Gene Ontology annotation, molecular function: monoatomic cation transmembrane transporter activity. Gene Ontology annotation, biological process: monoatomic cation transport.
CCGAGCUGUUGAGGAAGCAAGGGUCGAAAUCAGGUAAUCAUCGUCACCCUGGUCGCGGCUUGACGGAACGCCUUCUUUACGGUCAUUGUGAGGACACAUCCAGCAUCACUGCUCUUCACCUCAGUCCUGUCAGGAGGGAGAUGAACCUUCCCUACCUCUGGCAUCCACGGUAUGAACCUCCGCACAGUGGGCGGCACUGUGCUCAGCUCCCUGGGCCCUAGCCUGGCUAUGCAGGCUGGUGGAGAUGGAGGCUGGAGCUCUCUGUCCCUGAAGCCCUCUAUACUCCACACCAUGGUGCCUGCCGCCGCCGGCUAUGUCUCCCUGCAAGAGGAGCGUCUGGCCAUGGCGGACCUGGGCGCCGGCAAAUCCGAGCCACACCAGAACGGCUACCGCUGCGAACUGGGCCACAGAACCAGCCGGGCGUCCAUCACGCUGUCCGACCCUGGUGACGGUUGCUACGCAGAGACGGUACCCAUGCUGCCAGCAGACGUCGAUGGCAGCGGGGAAGAAGAGGCAAACGAGGAGGAAGAGGAUGAUGAGAGCGAAGAGGAAGGACGAGGCCAGAGACGACGGGUUCCAAACAUGCCUAAGGAAUCGCCGCUCGCCAUGGCUCUUCAGAUCCUGGUGCCCUUCCUGCUGGCCGGGUUUGGCACCGUGUCAGCCGGCAUGGUGUUAGAUGUGGUACAGCACUGGGAGGCAUUUAAAUACAUUACAGAGAUUUUCAUUCUUGUACCUGCUCUUUUGGGAUUGAAAGGAAACCUGGAGAUGACUCUGGCAUCCAGACUCUCCACUGCGGUGAAUGUGGGGAAGAUGGACUCACCAAUUGAGAAAUGGAACCUCAUCAUUGGAAACUUGGCUCUAAAACAGGUGCAGGCUACAGUAGUGGGGUUUCUGGCAGCGGUGGCGGCCGUGGUAUUAGGUUGGAUUCCAGAGGGAAAGUUCCAGAUGAGUCAUGCUGUGCUUCUCUGUUCCAGCAGUGUAGCCACUGCCUUCAUAGCAUCAUUGCUACAGGGGAUCAUCAUGGUGGGGGUGAUCGUGGGUUCCAAAAAAACGGGCAUAAACCCUGAUAACGUGGCCACGCCCAUUGCUGCCAGUUUUGGAGACCUCAUCACUCUGGCCAUCCUGGCCUGGAUUAGUCAGGGCCUCUAUAACUGCCUGGACUCUCAUCCGUAUGUGUCAUCUGUGGUCUGUGCCUUUUUCCUGUGUCUGACUCCUGUAUGGAUCGUCAUCUCCUCCAAACACCCAGCCAGUCGCACGCUCCUCUACUCAGGCUGGGAACCUGUCAUCACCGCUAUGCUCAUCAGCAGUAUUGGAGGUCUUAUCCUGGACAAAACUGUGUCUGAUCCAAACCUGGCUGGCAUUGUCGUCUAUACACCUGUUAUAAACGGUAUUGGUGGGAACCUGGUUGCUAUCCAGUCCAGCCGCAUCUCCACCCACCUCCACUUCCACAGCCUGCCUGGGGAGGUGCCCGACGAGGCCAAAGGCUGUUACUACCCCUGUCGCACCUUCUGUGGCACAGGAGCAAAUCACAGGUCAGCACAAGUGCUGCUUCUAUUGGUCAUCCCGGGUCACCUGAUCUUCCUGUACACCAUUGACCUGAUGAAGAGUGGUCACACCACACUGACACACAUCUUCAUGGCAGUUUACCUGGCAGCUGCACUCCUACAGGUCUUUUUGUUGCUGUGUAUAGCUGAUUGUAUGGUACAUUCGAUGUGGAGAAAUGGGAAGGACCCAGACAGCUUCUCCAUUCCAUACCUGACUGCCCUCGGUGACCUUCUAGGUACGGGCCUCCUGGCCCUCAGCUUUCACUUCCUGUGGGUCAUCGGGGAUCAGGACGGCGACGUCGGUGACUGAGAUCAACCCUUCGAUCUUUGCCCUGGGGUAUCGAACUCUCGCCUGCCUGUCUGCCUUUCUCGCUUCACACAAUGCCUCUGUUUGAACUCACUUAUGACUGAUCAUGGACCACUCUUCUGCCUCUCCUGUUCGCUCCUGUGUCACGACCGACUUGACAGAGUGGACCUGCUUGAGAAGAGGGGUGGUCAAAUGGCCACAAAGCCAAGUGUGUCAAACAGGACCAUUCAUCCAGGACAGUUUUAAAGACUGGGCUUUCAGACUGCAGUGACUUUUUAAUGCAGUAUAAUUAUUUUUUAAAAAAAGACUCUCAUAUGCCUACAAAGCCACCUCUUUGUCAUCUUCAUGACCAUGGUCACUUUUUUGUCUUUGCAUUAUUUUCAGACAGGCCAGUGAAUUUUGCAGGAUCAGUUUACCUGUAUAUCUUUACUCCUGUACACCUAAUGAAGUGUUGUUAUUUUUUUUUUUUUUUGAUUUGGUGACAUAUAAAGUUGCUCCUGUCAUAGUUUUACCAAAUAUCAAAACCAUGUGUAUUAGUCUCAGACAGCAGUCAUAGGAUAAUGAUCACAGUGUUGAAAUAUGAUGACUUUAGAAUGCUGUUUUAACAUUCCUGGCCAUUCUUGCCUUUUCUUUUUGUUUUUCUUGGGUUUUUUUUGUUUUUGUUUUUUUAACUCAUAACGCUCUUGGCCUGCCCACUUAGAUAAUGUUCUUCAUGUUGUCUGAUGUAGUCAGUAUGCUAAGCUUGGUCUGACCAAUCAGAUUAGCUCUCUGUUGAUGACAUAAUGAUGUUUACUUGCUGUGAACAUGUCGUUACAUGUUUGUAUCUCACUGCUCAAAUGCACUGUUCCUCAGUAGCGUGUCUACUGAAGAAACAGUCCUUUUUAUCGUUUAACAUCUGCCUCUUUUACAUGUUUCUCUUUUAUUUCUGUUUUAACAGUGCUGUUCAACAGUGCCAUUAAAGACUGAGAUGUUAAUAGCCACUAUUGGCUUUAUCGGAGACAAAUGACAGUUUUA